AUGGAGCGAAAGCUCUCGCUUUCCACCGUCAAGUGCUGCCUUGGAAUGCGUAUACCACCCAAUGACUUCAUGAAAUACAACACUAGUGCACUUACUCCAGAAGAUGUUCAGCUCAAGCUCUUCCCCCUCUUAGAGACCAUUGCUACGUCCAAUUGUUACUAUGUCAAACUUUUUCUCAGCCACUACAUCGACAUACUAGAAAAGUCCGAUGAACCCAUCGUGGACAACAUCUACGAACUCUACUGUUCACCUCGUAUUCUUUCAGCCACUCCACUCCCUCCAACCGCAACAGAUACGCUACAAUAUGUCAUUGAUGAACAAGGGAACAGUGUCAGCAUCACCGAAACUCCCAAGAUCAUCUCUGGUGCUGGAACUACGGGGCUCCGAACUUGGGAAGCAGCACUUUUUCUUCUGGCUUUUCUCAAUGGAGGGUCUUUAGAGAGUCCGAAACUUCAAGGUAAAACCGUGGUGGAAUUGGGAGCAGGUACCGGAUUGGUAUCUUUGGGACUUUUAAAGAAUCAUGACAAACAUAAAUUUGCCAAGAUCAUGGUGACAGAUGGAGACUCGGCACUUGUGGAGAACCUCGCAGCCACACUUUGUCUAAAUCACAUUGACCGGUCAUUAGUGGAGACACAACAGCUUUGGUGGGGCACCACUGAUCCACAUGAUAAGGACAAUUUCGUCCAGCAUCCACCGUUUGGCCAAGUGGUGGUGGCAGCUGACGUCACUUAUGAUGGUCUGGUAGUUCCACUGUUAAGUAGUACUCUCAAGGAUUUCUUCAACAAUGGAGCUGAGGUUGCUUAUGUGGCUGCAACGGUGAGAAACACAGACACGCUUGCAGUGUGGGAGCGAGAGUUACUGGAGAAGUUUGUGUGGAGCGUAUGUUGUAGAUGUGAAGUUCCACAUGAUGACUCGGAGGUUGCAUGGUAUCGACUUGGGACUCCAGAGAUUCGCAUCUACGAGGUGAGAGAUAAAUGA
Messenger RNA from Sungouiella intermedia, 978 nucleotides. The record is from the annotation of a GenBank genome assembly. NCBI's taxonomy places the organism in Eukaryota, Fungi, Ascomycota, Pichiomycetes, Serinales, Metschnikowiaceae.